Messenger RNA from Onychostruthus taczanowskii (white-rumped snowfinch), 7202 nucleotides. It is a transcript of the gene PREX1, whose product is annotated as phosphatidylinositol-3,4,5-trisphosphate dependent Rac exchange factor 1. The record is from RefSeq and is a predicted model, not a curated record. The transcript has 40 exons. Gene Ontology annotation, molecular function: protein binding; guanyl-nucleotide exchange factor activity. NCBI's taxonomy places the organism in Eukaryota, Metazoa, Chordata, Aves, Passeriformes, Passeridae. Gene Ontology annotation, biological process: intracellular signal transduction. The coding region runs from base 192 to 5156 and encodes 1654 amino acids.
UCCCUGCAACCGGGACUUCCCUUCGCGCUCUAUUCAGCGGUGCCGCGCCGCUACCCGGGCAUGUCCCGCAGCCGGGCUUCGCCCAGCGCCCGGCUCCUGUAACGCCUCCGCCCGCGGGCGAGGCAGGGCCGCGGGGCCAUGGGGGGCUCCUGAGGGAGCGGGGAGCGGAGCGCCCGGCCCGCGCCGCCACCAUGGAGCCGCCGCCGCAGCCGCCCGGCGCCCCCGGCGCCGCCGAGCCCGCCGGCUGCCCCAAGGACACCGACCGCCAGCUGCGCCUCCGCCUCUGCGUCCUCAACGAGAUCCUCAGCACCGAGCGCGACUACGUGGGGACCCUCCGCUUCCUGCAGUCGGCAUUUCUUCACCGGAUCCGACAGAAUGCAGUGGACAAAGCUGAGAAGUACAUAACAGAGGAGAAUGUAAAGAUCUUAUUUUCUAACAUUGAAGACAUUCUUGGUGUUCACAAGGAGUUCCUGGCUGCUCUGGAAUUUUGUUUGCAACCAGAACCCCAGUCUCAGCAUGAACUGGGAAAUGUUUUCUUAAAAUUUAAAGACAAAUUCUUUGUGUACGAGGAGUACUGUAGCAACCACGAGAAAGCACUCAGACUGCUGAUGGAAUUGAACAAGAUCCCCGCAGUGAGAACAUUCCUUCUGGGUUGCAUGCUCUUGGGAGGCAGAAAGACAACAGACAUUCCACUAGAGGGUUAUCUGCUGACUCCAAUUCAGAGAAUUUGCAAAUAUCCUCUUCUGCUCAAGGAAUUAGCUAAGAGGACUCCCUCUAAGCAUCCUGAUCACCCAGCUGUCCAGAAUGCACUGCAGGCAAUGAAGACAGUCUGUACAAAUAUCAACGAGACCAAGAGACAGAUGGAGAAACUGGAAGCCCUUGAACAGUUGCAGUCCCACAUUGAAGGAUGGGAGGGGUCAAAUCUGACAGAUAUUUGCACACAGCUCUUGAUGCAAGGGACUUUGUUAAAAAUCUCAGCAGGAAACAUCCAGGAGAGAAUGUUCUUUCUAUUUGAUAAUCUCCUGGUCUAUUGCAAGAGGAAAUCCAGAGUUACUGGGAAGAAGGCAUCUAGAAGGACAAAGUCAAUCAAUGGGUCCCUUUAUAUCUUCAGGGGCCGAAUAAAUACAGAAGUCAUGGAAGUAGAGAAUGUGGAAGAUGGAACAGCAGAUUACCACAGCAACGGCUACACGGUGACAAAUGGCUGGAAGAUUCACAACACAGCCAAAAACAAGUGGUUUGUCUGUAUGGCCAAGACUGCUGAGGAUAAACAGAAGUGGCUGGAUGCUAUAAUCAAGGAAAGGGAGCAGAGAGAGAGUUUGAAACUGGGAAUGGAGAGGGAUGCAUAUGUCAUGAUUGCAGAGAAAGGAGAGAAGCUGUACCAAAUGAUGAUGAGCAAGAAAGUGAACCUUAUCAAAGAUAGGAGAAGAAAAUUAAGUACCGUUCCCAAGUGCUUUCUUGGCAACGAGUUUGUAUCCUGGCUCACUGAGAUUGGAGAGAUAAGCAAACCAGAGGAAGGGGUCAACCUGGGACAGGCACUAUUGGAAAAUGGAAUAAUUCAUCAUGUUUCAGAUAAGCACCAGUUUAAGAAUGAGCAGGUGAUGUACAGAUUUCGCUAUGAUGAUGGAACAUACAAGCCAAGAAGCGAAUUGGAAGACAUCGUGUCCAAGGGGGUGAGGCUGUACUGCCGACUGCACUGCCUGUAUACUCCAGUGGUCAAAGACCGUGACUACCACCUCAAGACAUACAAAUCAGUAAUCCCUGCAAGUAAACUAGUGGACUGGCUUAUUGCACAGGGAGACUGUCAGACUCGGGAGGAGGCUGUCGCACUGGGCGUGGGACUCUGCAAUAACGGCUUCAUGCACCACGUCCUGGAGAAAAGUGAAUUUAAGGAUGAAUCCUUAUAUUUCCGCUUUUAUGCUGAUGAGGAGAUGGAGGGUACCAGUUCCAAGAGCAAACAAUUACGUAAUGACUUCAAACUCGUGGAAAAUAUCUUGGGAAAGAAUCUUCUGAUUUUACCAGAAGAGGAUGACUACGGGUUUGACAUAGAAGAAAAGAACAAAGCAAUUGUGGUGAAGUCAGUUCGACGAGAGUCUUCUGCCGAGAUGGCUGGCCUGCAAGCAGGAAGAAAAAUCUAUUCCAUCAAUGAGGAUUUAGUAUUCCUACGCCCGUUUGCUGAAGUGGAAACCAUGUUAUCCCAGUCCUUCUGCUCACGAAGGCCACUUAGGCUUCUGGUAGCCACCAAAUCAAAGGAGAUUAUUAAAAUCCCAGAUUGUCCUGAAGCACUUUGCUUUCAGCUCCGGGGAGCAGCACCACCAUACGUUCACGCAGUAGGAAGAGGUUCUGAGGCUGCAGCCGUAGGCCUUCAUCCAGGGCAAUGUAUUUUGAAAGUUAAUGGGAAUAAUGCAACACAUGGAAAUUACAAGGAAGUUCUGGAACACUUCACAGCCUAUAGGACCAGGCAGCAGGAAGCACUGGGGUUGUACCAGUGGGUGUACAGAACACAUGAAGAUGCGGAAGAGGACAGAGUUCAGCAAGCAGCAUCCCCUGCAUGUUUGAGUGGCAGUCGCCUGGGCUCCAGCAGAGACAACUCUGCACUAGAAGGACAUGCAGAACUGGAAUCCCUUCAAAGCAGCCAACAGGAAUCAGCCCAGACACCACAGACUGUUAUUUCUCCACUGGUCAUUGGUGAAGAAACCCCUCUCAUCAGCCUGACUGUGGAUAACACGCACCUGGAGCACGGGGUGGUAUAUGAAUAUGUUAGCAGUGCAGGAAUCAAAUCCUUUGUCCUGGAGAAAAUUGUGGAACCAAAAGGUUGCUUCAUUCUCACUGCAAAGGUUUUAGAGGCCUUUGCUGCAGAGGACAGUCAUUUCGUAAGGAACUGCGAAAGACUCAUAUCCCUAAGUAGUGCUGUGGCCACCAUGCCCCAGUAUGAAUUCCGGCAAAUCUGUGACACUAAGCUGGAAAGCAUUAGCAGGAGGCUAACGAGCUACCAAGAGUUUGCAGAUGAAUUGAAAACAAAGGUGAGCCCAGCCUUCAAACAAGCCGUUAUGGAACCUCAUUCCCUCAACAGCAUGGAUUUCUGCCCCACCAACUGCCAUAUUAACCUCAUGGAGGUAUCAUACCCCAAAAACACUACCUCAGCAGGGAGAUCGUUCAGUAUUCGCAUUGGACGGAAACCUUCUAUUAUUGGUCUUGAUCCAGAGCAAGUAGGUACCUUAAAUCCAGUCUCAUAUACUCAGCAUUGCAUCACCACUAUGGCUGCACCAUCUUGGAGAUGUCCAGCCCCAGAAGAUGGAGAUCCUGAUGGUAGCUUUGGCCAGCAGAAUGGAGGAACAAUUUGGGAAGAAAGGGGACUCAGUUUUCUGCUGAAACAGGAAGAUUGGGAGAUGCAGGACUCCUACUUGCAUCUUUUUAACAAACUAGACAUUGCAGUGAAGGAAAUGAAGCAGUAUGUCAUUCAGAUAAAUAAACUUUUGUCCACCAUAACAGAACCUACAGAAGCUGGUGCCUGUGAGCCACCAUCUACUGAGGACACAUCUUCACCUUCCCUGGGAACAGAAGAAAGUGAUCCUGACAAAGCUGAGCAUGGCGGAAUCAAGAAGGUCUGUUUCAAAGUUUCUGAGGAGGACCAGGAAGACUCUGGACAUGACACAAUGAGUUUCAGAGACUCCUACAGUGAGUGUAACAGUAACCGGGACUCGGUGUUGUCCUACACCAGCGUGCGGAGCAACAGCUCUUACCUGGGCAGCGACGAGAUGGGAUCAGGAGAUGAGCUUCCCAAUGAUAUGAGAAUACCUUUAGACAAGCAAGACAAACUUCAUGGCUGUCUGGAGCACCUUUUUAACCAGGUUGAUGCAAUCAAUGCACUUCUAAAAGGACCAGGAAUAAAUAAGGCCUUUGAGGAAACCAAGCACUUUCCCAUGGACCACAGUUUGCAAGAAUUUAAACAGAAGGAAGAAACCACAGUUAGGUGCCGGAAUAAUAUUCAAGCCAGCAUUCAGGAAGAUCCAUGGAACCUUCCGCUGCGCAUCAAGAACCUUGUUGACAUCAUACAGAAACAUGUGGAAGAUGGGAAGAAUCAGCUGCUUUUGGCCUUGUUAAAAUGCACAGAUACUGAGCUACAGCUGAGACGUGAUUCCAUCUUCUGUCAGUCUCUUGUGGCUGCUGUUUGCACCUUUUCAGAGCAGUUACUGGCUGCUCUCAACUAUCGGUACAACAACAAUGGGGAAUAUGAAGAGAGCAGCAGAGAUGCCAGCAGAAAAUGGCUGGAACAGAUAGCAGCCACUGGAGUUUUACUAAACUACCAGUCUCUUCUCUCCCCCACUGUGAAGGAGGAGCGCACCAUGCUGGAAGACAUCCAGGUUACUCUGGCUGAACUAGACAAAGUUACCUUUUUUUUCAAGCAGCUGGAUGAAAGCCUUGUAGCAAAUACUCAUGUCGUCUACCACAUCGAAGGAAGUCGUCAGGCCUUGAAGGUUAUCUUUUAUCUUGACAGUUACUACUUCUCCAAACUGCCUGCUCGCUUUCAGAAUGGGGGAACCUUGAAACUGCACACAGUGCUCUUUACAAAAGCUCUGGAGAGUACAGAGGGGCAGUCACAACCAGCUGGUUCACCUCUAGAAGAACUCCCACAGCAAAUUAAUGGUGUUUCACUCGAAAAAGUGCAGCAAUACUACCGUAAACUCAGGACAUUUUACCUAGAGAGAUCAAACCUGCCCACUGAUUCCAAUACUACUGCAGUGAAGAUUGACCAGCUUAUUCGCCCUAUCAAUGCCAUGGAUGAGCUUUGCAGGCUGCUGAAGUCUUUCAUCAGUGCAAAGCCAAUGCAGUCAGGAUGUUCCAGCAGUGCCUCAUCAGGAGCUGGCCUGCUGCCCAUAUCCUCUGAGCUCUGCUACCGGCUGGGAGCCUGUCAGAUCACCAUGUGUGCCACUGGGAUGCACAGGAGUACGCUGAGCGUGUCCCUGGAGCAAGCAGCCAUACUGGCCCGCAGCCAUGGGCUCCUGCCCAAGUGUAUCAUGCAAGCUACAGACAUCAUGCGAAAGCAGGGACCAAGAGUUGAAAUCUCUGCCAAGAACCUGAAAGUGAUGGACCAAAUGCCACAGCAUGCACCUCGACUCUACAGGUUGUGCCAGCCGCCUACAGAGGGGGAUUUAUAGGAGCAAGAGGCUCUGGGCUGAGGACCUGCGACCUGACCCCGGUGGUGCUGCUGUGCUCGGCAGGAGAGGGACCUGCUGGCCCAGGCAUCAGGAAUGCAGGAUCCGUGUAUUUCUUGGACUUCAAAUUCCUGAAACAAAUACCACAGGCAAGGAUGGAUGCUGCUGCCAUUCAGAUGCCUGGAAAAUGACCAUUAUGCUUCAAGAAAGCACAGUUCUCCUCGUGACUUGUUUGUGCAACCACCAGAAAGUUGUGGACUUGGAGAUACGGCUUGGUUCAGAAAAUCCUGCUGGACACUCCUCUCUCUCCCUCUACUGCCCCUGGCACCCAUUUAACUGCCAGCAGGUUUUGGACAACGUCCUUUAGUGGUAGUUGCAUAAACCCCACGUUUUCGUGAACUGACCUGCACUUUUCAGCGAAGAAUAGCACAAUCUACGGUUUAUUCAAAUAGGAACAUAAAGAAUUUCUUCUGGAGUAAUUUUCCACUUCAGCCCAGUGAGAGAAUCUCUCUAUGCUGCAGAGUAUACAUUCCAUAAUACUUCUUAUCAUUACUUCAUUUUACUUACUGUAGCUUUCAGGUUUUGAUUAACUCUUUUUACUAAUGCCCUGUGAUUAUGUACUCUGGAAUACAGUGCUAAUGAAGAGCAGUGUAGGAUUUUUACAAAAAACUUUGCAAAGAAAAAAUACAGUUUGAUAAUCUGAUGAUUUCAACAGAUGUAGUUUUAAAAACAGGUCAGAAGAACUAUACUUAUUUAUGUGGAGUGGAAUAAUACGUGUUUUUGAUCAUGUUAUUAUAUGUACAAGAUGAAAAUAAAAAUUAUAUUGUUUAAAAUGGGACCAAUAUACUGGCAGUUACACAGCUACUCCCAGUUUACUGAAAAGAUCUACAUUAUUUAAAAUCUUCAAUAUUUAAGUAGUCUUUAAAACAGUUAUUAAGAUGUAUUAGGGAUGCUUUUAAGUUAAAAGAAAAAAGGAAUCAUGUAUAUAAUGUUCUUUAUUUUUUUCUUGUUUAAAAAAUUGUUCUCCAUUCUGUCAGUAUUACCCUAAGCACUGUAGUUUUUUCCAAGUUACUGGCUGAAACUAAUCAAAGCAUGUCAGCAGUCUCAGGACAGAAAUAAUGUUCUUUUGGAGUGAGUGCCUUAACAUGACCAACCCUCCCUAACAUGGCAGGUGUACAAGAACCUCCCCAUUCCUGUUCCUCCACAGCCUCCUUUAAACCAGCUCCCAGUCAGGAAACCCAGGAGUGCUUUGCAGUAAUGUAUAUUUUAUAAAAUAAAGGUUUGGGGGUUUUAUUUGUGUUGUUGUUUGGUUUUUAGUGGCUUUACUUUAUUUUAUUUUAUUAACAUCCAAAGCAACUCAAAAACUAAUGGAUGUUUUCAUUUGGACAUGAAGGCCUCUCUAAUUUUUAUAAUCUUCUCUUGAACACAAAACUGUUUAUGGCAAGUUGGGAAAUGCAGUUUGUUCUGAAUCUCGUUUCUUAAUUUUUUAAUAUUUGUUUUCUUCUCUCACAGACUGAAAUAAUUUUGGGGAAGGAAAUUAUUUUUUAUUUUCUCUUUAUUUCUUUUAACUGUUUCCUCUGAUCUGCAGCAACGUGUUGCAGGAAACUAGGACAGCCUAUGGACUGCCAGCUUUGGGAUACAGAUUUGGUACUAGGUGUCCAUCCUGGACUGCAAGCAGAUGAACAGAUCUCUAUUUCAAUGCACUUUUUGUUAAUUUUGGAAAAGUUACUCUUACCAUGUGCUAUUUGAAGAAAAAAAUGGAUGUUUCUUCACUGAAUCCAGAAUUUCAAAUGUACUUAAUACUAGAAGAACCUUAGAAACGCCCCAAAGUAAAAAAGAACCCAUGGGGUGAGCCCUGCCUGUGUCCCCAUCAGUUGUGCUCUGCAGAAUGGCCUGGGCAGGAUCCUGGCCCAUGCCUGCAGCCUCUGGCAACAUGACAGCUGCAGAGAAGGGUGUACAAGGGCAUUUACACUGUGCACUGUUUUACACUGAAAUGUAUGUGUUAUUCUCACUUAAAACUUGAGAGACGUUUUUAUUAUUAAAAGUUGG